AUGGAGGAGAUUCUCAGGCAAGUGUUCGGCGAUUCAUCGGAUAGUGAAGACUGGGAAUCGGAGCCCGACCCGAAUCAGAGAUGGGUACAAACAGAAGGAAUCAAAGGGCUGUGGAUGUGCAGAGACUUCCUCUCUCCUCAGAACCAGUCUGCCUUGCUCUCCACAAUCCAAAACGAAGGAUGGUUCACUGAGGCCUCUCACAAUCAGGCUAUGAGGUUCGGAGACCUGCCGGGUUGGGCAGCUGAGCUGUCGGAUUCUAUUAAAGAGGUUGUACUUUCUUGUGGUAGUGAUUCUCAUCUUAUUGAUUUGGGAAGUAGUGGCGGGAAGGAGAAUGUCAGUCCGUUUUCGCCGGAGCUUUUAGCCAGAGAGCCACUCUUUGAUCAACUGAUCUUAAACUCGUACCAACCAGGUGAGGGUAUCUGCGCUCAUGUGGACCUAAUGUGCUUCGAAGAUGGAAUUGCUAUCCUCUCGCUAGAGUCAUCAUGUGUGAUGCAUUUUAGUCCAGUUGAAGGAACAAGUGGGGACUUUCUUGUUGAUGGGGAAAAGGAUCCUCGGACGACCAAGAUUCCUGUUUAUCUUACACCAGGAUCCCUGAUUCUAAUGUCAGGAGAAGCACGCUACCAAUGGAAGCACGAGAUCAACCGCAAACCUGGAUUUCAGAAGUGGCAAGGAGAGGAGCUAAAUCAGAAGAAGAGAAUCUCCAUUACUCUGAGGAAGCUUUGCCAGGUUGAGUAGCACAUUAACCGGCAAUCUAGUUUUCUUUCUUCCAGUUUUUACUAGUGAUCAACUAUAUAUAUCAGUGGUAGAAGUUUAGAUCGAUGCAGAGGAAAACUACACCUGUAUCACAGUGAUAACUGUGUCUGCUUGAGUGAAAUGACAAUUCCAUGGCAUUUUACUACUUCGUUGAACAAUGGGAACAUGUUCUCCACUCCAGAAUAUACUGGCUCUGCAGAGGGAUUAUGCUUUUACAAUGGUCAGCUCAUCAAUGCAAUAUGUGAAUUUAGACUAUACUUUUCGUGGUUCUUUGGAGGGUGCAUUAAUGUGAUCUAUCGCAACUUCAG
Messenger RNA from Fragaria vesca subsp. vesca, 1061 nucleotides. RefSeq names its product alkylated DNA repair protein alkB homolog 8-like. Lineage: Eukaryota; Viridiplantae; Streptophyta; Magnoliopsida; Rosales; Rosaceae. Gene Ontology annotation, biological process: DNA damage response; fatty acid metabolic process. The record is from RefSeq and is a predicted model, not a curated record. Bases 1 to 735 code for a protein of 244 amino acids. The transcript is spliced from 4 exons. Gene Ontology annotation, cellular component: mitochondrial matrix.